AUGGCUAAAACAUUCAAGGGCAGCCAUGCAGCAGGCAUCUUUGCAGACAUGUCAGUUGAUGGUCCCCAGAUUGGUACUCUGGUGGCCAUCGUUGAUAGAGCGAAGAAUUUGCCUAAUCGGAGCAAAAUGAGCAAACAAAAUCCAUAUUGCGCAGCAAGACUGGGUAAGGAAGCAAAGAAAACACCAACAGAUUUACGUGGUGGACAAACACCCAGAUGGGAUCACGAACUUCGAUUCACAGUGCACGAAUCUCCCGAUUACUACAAACUCAAGGUGUCAGUCUUCAAUGACGACAAAAAGACUGACCUGAUUGGAGAGACUUGGAUUGAUUUGACCAACCUGAUCAUCCCAGGAGGUAGUCAGGACGACCACUGGCACCCAUUGCAGUCAAAGGGCAAAUAUUCCGGCGAGGUUCGAAUUGAGAUGACGUAUUACGAUACUCGACAACAAGAUGAGGCAGUUAUUGGGAAACGAAGAGAAGCGGCAGACAGAGUCCAUGGUAAACCAAUAACACCAACUGCCAGCACAUCGAGCUCUGGUCUGUCAGGUCCCAGGCAAUUGAAUGCCGUCAAGCGACGGCCCUUGCCAGCCAGUCUACCAACAGCACCUCCUCAGCACAUCCUCCCAGAGCAACCACAAGUUUCUGCUCCAUUACAUCACCCAACACCUUCACGAUCCAUCCGCGAUCAGGUUCAAAACAUGCCUGUGAUGACAAUGCCUGUGGCGCCAGAACCCGUCCAGCCAUAUCUGCCAAGACACCAUUCGGAGCCUACCUAUGAUCCACACUAUAACGUCCAGCCUCAGCCUCAAUCUCAACCUCGAGCAUAUGAAACUCAUGAAAGUUAUCAACGCGAAUAUGAACCCCCAGCUCCUGCCCUCCCUCCAGCUGGUUCUAUGAGGCGAAACACCCAUGAAACAGUAGCCUACGCCAAUUAUGAGAACCCAGAACCCGCAUAUGAUCCGCGUCCAUUGCAGCCACGCAGUCAUUCUGAUUAUGAUUAUGAUCAACCUCAUCCACGCGAGUACCGGCCAGCUCCUGCGCCAGCGCCAGUGCCAGCGCCUCAUGAGCCUUCUUAUGAGAUGGAGAGGCGUGGGAGGGCGCCGUACAAGCAAAGCCAACAAGACGAAGAAAUCUACAGUCCACUUUCACCCCAAUAUACAGCACCUCCGAUGUCUUUCGGGCCGGUGUCAACAUUUACUCCACGUCAAUCGGCGUAUAUGGAUGAACCAGCACCCCUGGCUUUCUCACGUCCAAGCUCCUCCUCGGGGCCAGCGGACGAACCUCGUUACCAACCCCAUGACAUGAGAGCUUUACAAACAAUGCAUCAUGAUCCCCGUGACGUCUAUCAUCCAGAAUACGCCACAAUGCAGCCGCGCGUGGAAGAUGAAGACGAAGAUGGCCCUCCUCCUCCGCCCCCUGCUCAUCGAUCUCAAAUGGCACAACCCCGGAUGGAGCCCAGGGGAGAACCCAGGAUGGACUCUCGGAUGGAGCCUAGGAGGGAGUCUAGAGUAGACCCUCGGAUGGUACAGCCCACCCAACCUCCUCCACCGCCAGUCAAAGAGCUACCAUCACCGUAUCAGCCCUAUUCUCCCGGUCACAGCAAUGUCUCCUCCAUGCCCACUAGUCUCGUUCCCGGGUAUGAACCUGAGGAGUUGCCCAACUUCAAUGACCGAAAUGGCCGGAGACGGAGUGCUCAUUUUGAUGAUGAGAUGAUGCUUUCCCAGGCGCCGGGACCUGGAGCUCUCGUGCCUGUAUCCAAGUCGGCGCAACCACCACCAGCGACUUACGAACCUUCCGUAUAUUCUAUGCGUACAUCACCACGCCCUAUCGAUGAAAGGCCAACUUCCAGUCGCGGACCAUCAGCCAGUCCCGACAAUCGCAUGAUAGUACGGAAAUCGGUUAGUCCUCGACCUUCAAUAUCGAGUGGUCGUGAGCGCGGAUCUUCAAUCCCAUUUUCGCCUGACUCCUACAACUCGUUCAAUCCUCAUGCUUCGCGCUCAGCCACAAACAGAGAUCCUACACCUGCAUACGACUCACCAGGCCAGGCCAGGGAUGCUGCAAUCCGUGCAGAGAUUGAGCCCAGCCGAGACUUGGCGCCUAUUAUUGGUGAUGAUGGUCGUGAGAUCGAUCCUUCAGAUCAUCUUCCCACAGACACAUGGGCACCUGAACCCGAACGAAAGAACCGCAGCAAACCAGAGGUGAUUAUUCGCUUCAAGCAUAACCCUCGGCCCACUUCCCGAGGCAAUGAUGCAUCUUCUCGCAGUUCUGGUCCACCGCGUGUAGGCUUCAGAACAGAAACGACUAGCUCGUACAGCUCAGACCGAAAGAGGUUACCACCAAGCUAUGGCCAACCUAGUCCGGACCCUGGCACCCCGCCGCGCGGUUAUGAUAGCUAUGGUGGUUACACACAGCCUCGGGGUUACAAUACACCAACGUCAACCGAUCGUCCUCGCUCUUCUCGUGGCUCUGUUUCACCGUCUCCUGGCUCUCGCUCCCCGUUGUAUGACUAUAACCCAAGUCCACCGAUUCCGUCCAAGGUCCCUAUCUCACAGGCCUCUCCAAGUUAUCCUGUUGUGGCUGCUAAUCCUAGCACCGGAAAUCCUGGUAUGGAUGCGUUGAGUCGGGAGCUCAAGACCAUCGACAUCGGCUCUGCUAGCUGCAGCCCAAGUCGUGCUGUUCGGAGAUAUGUUCCUCCCCGUUCAUCAGCAAGUAUGGGAUAUGCGAGCUGA
This is a messenger RNA of Penicillium malachiteum, 2730 nucleotides long. RefSeq lists its product as uncharacterized. Bases 1 to 2730 code for a protein of 909 amino acids. Lineage: Eukaryota; Fungi; Ascomycota; Eurotiomycetes; Eurotiales; Aspergillaceae. The record is from RefSeq and is a predicted model, not a curated record. The transcript is spliced from 2 exons.